AUGGCGAAGGAGAGCAGGUUUAAAUUGUUCGUUCCGCCGCGCCUGAGCGCUGGGCAGGUGUCUGUGGGCAGAUCCCAGGUGAGCGGUCUGUCGUGGGGCCUGUGCCAGUGAAAUGGUUUUAAAAAAUGCUCAGAUGAUGAUUUUAAAUUGCCAUUUGAUGCGUCCAACCGUGGCGAAAGCACUGAUUUAGAUAUAAUUUCACAGCAAGUAAAGCUUUGCUCUGAAGUAGAUGAAGAGAAUACAGAAACAAGGAAUGGCUUGUUCUCAAAACUCUACAAAGAGGCUGAGAAGAUCAAGCAGUGGAAAGUGACUAUGGAAUCAGAACUAAGCCAGAAAGAAAAAAAACUCCAAGAAAAUAUAAAGAUUAUGGAAGCACAGAAUAAAGCCAUUCAAGAACUGCAGUUUAAAAAUGAUAAACUCCAUUUGAAACUGGAAGAUGUGAUCCGUGAAAAUGAAGAUCUCUUGAAAGAAGCCACUGCUUCAAGGGAUCUGUGUAAUCUGCUCAAGGAAACCUGCACUCACUUCACAGAGAAGACCAGUAAAUAUGAACAGGAAACAGAAGAAACAAGACAACUGUAUGAGGAACUUCAUGGCAACGUAGAAAGAAUGACGGUGGCAUUUGAAGAGCUUCGUGUGAAAGCAGAGAAAGACAGAUUGGAAAUGUGUUUCAAACUAAAAGAAGAAGCAGAAAAAGUGGACAAGUUUGAAAAAGAAUGCAAACUGGAAGUCAGUCAGAAGGAAAAGCAGAUUUCGGAUCUUACCACACAGAGAGAUGAAAAAGAUGGAGUAAUAAAAGGCAUCCAGGCUCAGCUGCAGGCAUCACAGAAUAAGAUUGCUGACUUAAUAGAAGCAAAAUUACAUAAAGAAGAAAUGUUAAAGGAAUCCCAGGUCAGUCAAGAACAUUUGAGGGCAGAGCUGGAGGAGGCUAAAGUUUCAUUGCAAAAGGCAGAGGUUACUCAGAAGAACUUAGACACUGAAUUCCAGACUACAGUGAAAACAUUAAUUGAGGUCACCAGAGAAAAGGAAGCACAGGAGGAAGAAUGUAAAAAAAUUAAGGCUUUGCUUGCAGCUGUGACAGAGGAGUUUGAGAUUUCUACUGCCAGUUUGAAAAGCUUGCUGCAAGAGGAGCAAAACAGAUCAAAGAAACAUGAAGAUGAGUCAGAGCUGCUUGCCUUGGAGCUCCAAAAUAAGUCUGCUGAACUGGAAGAGAUGACUAAAGUAAAAUGUGACAAAGAACUGCAACUUGAAGAGCUGUCAGAAACUCUGAAGGAAAUGCAUGAUUUGAAAGUACAGCUGACUACUACAGCUGAAAAGGAGCAAGAUUAUUUAAACCAGCUUUUGACUCUGAAAGCAGAUCUUGAACAAGAGGCGUUAAAGAAUGAACAACUAACAGUGUAUCUCAAUAAGAUUUCACUCGAGAAAGAACAAAUAGCACGAGAGAAAAAUGAUGUGGCUGCAGAACUCCAGAAACUGCAAGAAAAACAAGAGGACAGUGAGAAAAAAGAAGAAAAUACAAAGCAGUUAGUUGUAAACCUAGAAGAGGCAAAUGGCCAGCUAAGAAAUGAAUUGGAGUCUUUGAAGGAGAAAAUGGCAAAGACAGAUGAAGAGAUUAAAAGUAAACUGGAUGAAAGAGAAGAAAACGUUAAGAGUAUUGAAAGUGAAAUUUCAAGAAAGGAAAAGCAGUUGAAGAUUCUAGAAAAUAAGGUGAAUAACUUAAAGAAACAGGUGGAAAAUAAAACCAAAUGCUUUGAAGAGUUGCAGCAGGAGAAUAAGGUGCUGAAAAAGAAAAUUACUGCAGACAGCAAGAAAAUCAGUAUUUAUGAAGGGAAGGUGAAUAAAUUGCAGUUAGAGAUGGAAAAUAUGAUCAAGCAACAUAAGGAAGCAGUUGACAUCUAUCAAAAAGACAUAGAAGCAAAAAAAGUAAAUGAAAACAAACUUCAUGAAGAGGUAGAAAAGAUGAGGUUGCUUUAUGAGGAAGCAACAAUGAUACAGAGAGAAACUGAUAUUCGAUGUCAGCACAAGAUAACUGAAAUGGUGGCACUUAUGGAAAAGCACAAGAACGAAUAUGAUAAAAUGGUUGAAGAAAAAGAUGCAGAGUUAAGAGUAUAUAAAAUUAAACAGCAAAAGCAGUUAUCAUCAGAAAGAACACUGGAGAAUGAACUGUCAUGUUUGAAAAGUGAACUGUCAUCCCUUAAGGAGCAGCUGAAAGCAGAAAUUGAAGAAAAGGAGAAUCUUGUAAAACAGCGCUCUCGAAAUUUGAUUCCUGAAAGUGAAAAGAAACACAAGAGAAUACAAACUUAUGUUCCUGAGACUCCUAAAUCUUGUUUAGAUCUAGACAGUGAAUCUUUUCAUGUAAGAAAUAGAAAGUCUCCAAAUUAUAUUCCUAUGGAAGUCAGCGUGGUGGAAAAGAAAAAUAAGUGUCCUUUAUUAUCUGCAGGAAGUCCCUUGGGCAGUCCAACACUGAAAUCAUAUAUUAUAAAGACUCCUCCAACAGAUAGACUGCCAAGUGGAAGAAGCACAAACCCACCUUCAGAGCAGAGCACAAGGAAAAGGCAAAAAGUGCUUCUCCAGCUGGAUAGUCAGUCAGACAGCUCUGAGCACACUGACCUCCUGAGCAUAGUCUCAGAAGAAGAAAUGUUUAAAAACUUGUACAAAGAUCAUCCACAGGCUUCACAAUUAUAUUCCACAGCACCAAAAAAGCCACCAGCUCCACCCAGUGUGAAAUCUCCAGGCUCUGCACUGAAACUCAAAACCAUGAGGAGAAUGCGUGAGGUGGGGUGGGCUGCCGUUUCCAAAAUGGACAGGAAAAGAAAAAUUAAAGAAGCUGUACAGCUCUUUGCUUAA
Molecule: messenger RNA, 2844 nt
Organism: Cinclus cinclus
Lineage: Eukaryota; Metazoa; Chordata; Aves; Passeriformes; Cinclidae
Gene: SYCP1
Product: synaptonemal complex protein 1
Exons: 31
Biological process (GO): meiotic DNA repair synthesis; synaptonemal complex assembly; lateral element assembly
Cellular component (GO): male germ cell nucleus; central element; transverse filament
Molecular function (GO): double-stranded DNA binding
Source: RefSeq, a predicted model, not a curated record